AUACUCACCAGGGGCGGACUGACCAUUUGGAAACUUGGGCACUGCCCGAGGGCCCGGGUCAGUAGGGGGCCCCAUGAGAUGCCCCUGGUACCUUUUUCAUAGGCUUUUUUGAGUUUGGGCAAGGACACAGGGGCCCCAUGAUCCCCUAUUGCCCAGGGGCCCCAUGAGUUGCCAGUCCGCCCCUGAUACUCUGGCUUUUCUGGGUGUGGUUUGAGUGACCACCAUAAUGCUGAUGAGGCCCA
Messenger RNA from Staurois parvus, 242 nucleotides. The record is from the annotation of a GenBank genome assembly. NCBI's taxonomy places the organism in Eukaryota, Metazoa, Chordata, Amphibia, Anura, Ranidae.